AUGUCUACAUCAACUCCAUCAUAUAUAACUUCUUUCCUAGAUGAAGAAAUAACAGAUAUAAACAAUUUGCUAACAUCACUCCCAUUUACAACAGAUGUAAAUAAAUAUUUCCUAGACUUAUAUAAAAUAUCAUAUAAAGAUUUAAUAAAAUUAAAUGAUUAUCAAAAUCAACAAAAAUUUCCAGUAAAUUCUCAAAAAUUAUUGAAAUUAAGUAUAUCUUUGGGCAAUUUGAUCAAAAUUUUAGAAAAUGAUGAAGAAAAUUUCAAAGUUCAAAAUCAACAACAAAAUCAAUUUUUGAAGAAGUUGAAUAAUUCAAAAUUAACUAGUCAACAUCAACAAUCAUUACAAACACUGCAAUUCCCUACUAAAAUGGAUCCAUUCCAAUCUUGUCCAACAACAACAACCACAAAUGUGAAACAUAUCAUAAAUUCAGAUGCAACACAACAACAACAAUUGCAAGAAAAUAAUUUAUCAAGACAUGAAAUAAGAUUCAUCAAGAACCUAUUCACAAUCCUCAAAAAUUUUGAUUUAAAUUUACCACAAUCUCAACAAGAAUUCAAGAGAGAUAGCUACACAUCAUUAAACUCAUCAAGUUUAUCAAACCCUCAAACACCAAAAAGAAACACUAAUCAUUCAUCGAAUUCUUCAUUACCUACAAUAAAUACAUCACCUAUAAAAUUAAACUCCAAACAAUUAUUAAUUGAGAAGCUAGAAAUCAAUAUAAAUUUAGAUAUUUUAUUCAUUUACAAAAUCAAUCUAAAAUUAGUUUUGGAGAUUUUCAAUAAAUUCAAAAAAAUAUUAAAUUCAAUAAACUUAGACUUGGUACAACAUCAACAAUCACAACAAAAGGAUACAGCAUCUAUUUUUUCAUCAACUUCUUUAAAUUCACUGGAUUCAUCAAUUUUUUCAUUAGAUGAAAAUUUAAAAAUUAUUGAAAAUAUUAUACUAAGAAUUAAAUUUAAUAUUUUGAAACCUUUCAUUCAAUUAAUUUUCAAAGAAUGUAUUGAAAAUAAUUUACAUAAUGAAUUCAAUUCUAUAAUUAAUAGUUUAUAG
Lodderomyces jiufengensis is the source of this 1053-nucleotide messenger RNA. RefSeq lists its product as uncharacterized. The record is from RefSeq and is a predicted model, not a curated record. Lineage: Eukaryota; Fungi; Ascomycota; Pichiomycetes; Serinales; Debaryomycetaceae. Bases 1 to 1053 code for a protein of 350 amino acids. The transcript has a single exon.